Molecule: messenger RNA, 1719 nt
Organism: Colossoma macropomum (tambaqui)
Lineage: Eukaryota; Metazoa; Chordata; Actinopteri; Characiformes; Serrasalmidae
Product: adhesion G protein-coupled receptor E3-like
Exons: 12
Coding region: 193-1695 (500 amino acids)
Biological process (GO): adenylate cyclase-activating G protein-coupled receptor signaling pathway; cell surface receptor signaling pathway
Cellular component (GO): membrane
Molecular function (GO): G protein-coupled receptor activity
Source: RefSeq, a predicted model, not a curated record
UCUGGCAGCUGUGUGUGUGACUCUGGACAUUCUGCACCUGUUGGCUUCCUGACCUCAGGAACAUCUUUUACAUGCACAGAUUUCAUUCCAGCACUAACAGAAGAAUGCAAGAUUCAUUGCUCAGCAAAAUGUGGAGAGGAUCUUCUGGAGCAGAUUCAGAACCGUCCAGCACAAGUGCUUUCUAAGAACGUUAUGACUAAGUAUUUGAAUGAGGAAAUGAAUUGCGUGAAGGCUUUUGAGGGUACUACUACAGAUAAACAUGACCUGGGGUCUUACGGAAAUUCUGUACUGGAAGCCACUGAGAAACUGGUGUCUGGACUUGUGAUGAAGACAGACACCUACUACUCCAUCAGUAUCAAUCUUCAAACAGUAGAUGUUGAGGUUUUUGUGGUUGGGCCUAACACCUCCUUGACAGAAAUACCUCAACUCAACACAAGCAAUGCUUAUUUGGAUAUUGACCUCAUUGGGAUUGCGAAGAACAACAAUGGAUUCGCUGCUGUGGCUUUUAUAAGCUACACCAACUUGUCAAACAUUCUGAAUCCCAGCCUCAUCAAGCAUGGUGGUAGAGAUAAAGUCUUCCUGUCCACUGUGGUGUCAGUCAUACUAAUCAACGUCACCAACACCCAGUUCACCAAACCAGCCCGCAUCACCUUCAAACACUUUACAGAGGUUCACCCUAAAGAUCAUUUAUCCUGUGUGACUUGGAAAGGCUCUGAGUGGAUGAAUGAAGGUCAGAAUAUUGUUCAGACCAACAGCACUCACACUGUGGUCUUCAUCAGUUACCCUGGAACUUUUGCUGUCAUCAUGCAAAUCAGCUGUUCACCGGAGGUCAUCAGUAAAGAUCUAUACCUACUCAACGUGGUGUCCGUGGCAGUCGGGCUGGGGUUUCUGAGCUUGACCCUGUUGACUUUUGCUAUUUUUCGACACUCAAAAAUGAACAGGAUGGCUCAGGUCAACCUGUCCAUAAGCCUGCUGUUGUCUCACCUCCUCUUCCUGCUCACAGCACAUUUCCUAGACAACAUAUAUGCUUCUCAGUUGGUGUGUAAGGUGGUUGCAGGUGUUCUACAUUUCUUGUUCCUCUCUGCUUUUGUGUGGAUGUUCAUUGACGCUGUUCUGCUGUUCAUCUCUGCGAGGAACCUAACAAAGAUCACAUCGAAUCAGAGGGAGGUGCUUGGCUGGAAAAGUUUCACUGUGAUUGGAUACCUUAUUCCCCUGAUUAUAGUGGGCAUUUCUGCUGGAAUAGUGCCUGGUGGAUAUGGCAGUAAAAAAUGUUGGCUGAAGAUAGACAAAGACUUUUUCUGGAGUUUUUUGGGACCUGUGUGUUGCAUUCUUGGUUUAAACCUGAUCCUCUUUGUUGCCAUCUUUAUCAACGUCACCUUCACUUUGAAAAACCUGAACAGUGAGAUCUUGCAGAGAAAAAACACACCAGCUGAUAAAAAAGUGAUUCAAAGUGUGAUGCUGAAAACCAUGGCCCAACUCUUCAUCCUCGGUUGCCCCUGGAUACUGGGUCUCUUCACCUGCAACCAUAAAGUGCUGGAGAUUAUCUUCUUGUUCCUCAACUCCCAGCAGGGCACUUUCAUCUUCUUCAUCCACUGUGUCCUCAAUAAAGAGAUCAGAGAGCAAUGUAGAAUGAAGUUCUGCCUGCGCAAAAAGCCGAUCACCUCUAACUCUGACAUCCAAAUAAAACAAAAAUGAGCUCAACAUCCACAUACAAAAUAA